This is a messenger RNA of Dalotia coriaria, 2067 nucleotides long. RefSeq lists its product as uncharacterized. The transcript is spliced from 6 exons. The coding region runs from base 443 to 1315 and encodes 290 amino acids. Lineage: Eukaryota; Metazoa; Arthropoda; Insecta; Coleoptera; Staphylinidae. The record is from RefSeq and is a predicted model, not a curated record. Gene Ontology annotation, cellular component: cytoplasm.
AAUUCCGCGGCAUGCAGCGAGUUUGAGCGCAGUUUGCCGUCGCCAGCGUGUUCGUAGCUGUGCGCGGCUCCAAGUUACGCUAGAACGGUUGAAACAAUUGCAAUCUGCGAUUGAUAGUCUCAGUUUUUUGUUUUUGCUACAUGUUGCGGCUACAGGGUGAAAGCUAAAAGAAAGUACCAACGCGUUCGUCGAGCGUGCAUUCGCGCGUUUUCAACGUCCUAAACUCACAAGCUGACUACUACUGACUACUUUAGUGUGCUUCAUGUGUGAACAAAUGAAUUGCCGAACAACUCCAGCAGCUGUUUUAUUGUUUCUGCUUGUUUUGUGCGUAUAAGCCAAUCACAAUGUUUGAAUAAAAUCGAUUGUAAUGUCAGCUAAAUCGAUCGUCUGAUUGGAUUGUGUACGCCUUGUGAUAUGUGCUGUGAUACUGAUAAUAAUAAUAAUGAAUCAAACAAAUGACGAUGACCCACCGAGCCUCGAAUAUAUCGAGGAUCCAUAUAUUAGUCCGACGGCGAUCACAUCAGAAACACCGAGUUUGGAUGAGCUAGACAACUUCGAGUAUUUGGAUCCCAACGAGUUGGACAUCUUCGACCUGCGCCAACUUGACUUCGACGAACUAAACGCUAAUAGUCUCACAUCUCUCAGUGGCAACGACGAGAGCAUCAAUGUCGAGGCCGAGUUUUUUAAAGUCAAGCGCGCCAAUGCUAUCAUACGCGCUUUUUUCAAAAACGAUUUUAAGCGUAGUGUACGUGUUACUUAUUGCGACUUAACGAAACCCUAUUUGGCCAAGUUACCGAAAGAGAGUAAUUUUCGCCGUUAUUUAGAUAUUAGUAAAGGUGAUGAAGAUGCGUUUGCUGCUGGAGGUGAUCCAAGGACAUACGCUGAUGGUGACCUGACCGAAGAAGAAUUACUAAAGAAGCAGGAAGAAUGGAAGGCGGAACUUGCUCAAAUUGAAGAUGAAAUUGCGACGCUACGAACGGUCCUUGCAGCUAAAGUGCGGCGCAGUGCCGAGCUGAAACGCAAUCUUGGCAUCACCGUAUGGAAGGAAGUCAGUGAGGACAUCAAUCAAGGCAUUAAGAAUGUCAAAGACAGCAAUGUUUAUCAAACGGUUGAAUGUAAAGUUGGACAAGUUACGAAGGCCGUGACUGAUGCGCCAAUUUAUCAGAAGACGACCUCGUUGAUUGGGGGAUUGACCGCCGGCGUGACCAACAAGUUGGGUCAAAUGAGACAUUCGGAAUCAUUCAAGUCCUUUGAGGAGAAAGCUGCUUCUGCCAUGGAGUCGGUUAAGAGGAGAUUAUCAAACGCAACGAAUUAAUUAGUAUAAUGUAAAUAACAAAAGUUGGCAGCGUAUCACGUUCGGGUUCUCAGCAGAGUUUGAACGACAUUAGGUCACGCUCUGGCUCCAUAGCCACCAGCCCAACGAUUCCAGAAGACAAGCCUAUCGCCUAAGCAAAGGCUCCGUUUUGAAAGAUUGCAAUCCUCAGUUUCGUCAGAUCGGAGUCGACACCAGCCAGAUUUACCUGAUGCAAAAGAAUAUUCUCGCACCUAUAUUUUACUAAUAUCUAUUAACAGAUAGAGGAUAAACGGUGUAAACGAUGCAAGCGUGAUUUGAAAAGUAAAAUUGCCUUACUACUAACCAUCCGGUGGAAUCAUCUAUCACAACCCAAUCAAUUGGAAAUUCAAUUAUUUUCUAUUCGAAUUGUGUUUGGAAAUACUUACAACAUUUUUUGUCUGGUUUGUUAUCAUUAUUCGUACUUAUUUAUCCAAAAUUACGUUCUAAAAUUAUCAAAUAAUUGGUUAUUGCGGGCUAAGUAUAGAUACUACAUAGUGUAACCGAUUUGUUUAGUGUUCCUUUGUAGAGUAUUCCGUCUUGGUUUGCAUUAUCUUUAAGUAGGUUGUAAGUCAUAUAUGUAAUUUAGAUUUUGUUAAAAAUUUCAAAAAAAAAAAAAGAAUUAUGACAUUAAAUGAUUUAGUGCAUAAGUUUAUUACGACCCACCGUACACAAAUAUUUAUACAUUUUAUUGUUAAAAGCCAAUAUUAAUCUGAAUAAAAUGUAUCCUAUGUGAA